Molecule: messenger RNA, 1855 nt
Organism: Paramormyrops kingsleyae
Lineage: Eukaryota; Metazoa; Chordata; Actinopteri; Osteoglossiformes; Mormyridae
Product: regulation of nuclear pre-mRNA domain-containing protein 1B-like
Biological process (GO): mRNA 3'-end processing
Molecular function (GO): RNA polymerase II complex binding
Source: RefSeq, a predicted model, not a curated record
GGCGACUGUGCAAUUUAAAUAAUUUAAAGAAAAAAAAAAACAUAAGUCGGACGAUGUCGUCUUUUUCGGAAACGGCCCUGGAAAAAAAGCUGUCCGAGCUCAGCAAUUCGCAGCACAGCGUGCAGACAAUGUCUCUCUGGCUCAUCCACCACCGAAAACACUCACCGGUCAUCGUCCGAGUGUGGCACCGGGAGCUGAAGAAGGCCAAAAGCAGCCGCAAGUUGACUUUCUUGUACCUCGCCAAUGACGUGAUCCAGAACAGCAAAAGGAAAGGCCCCGAGUUCGCUCGCGACUACGAGAUGGUGCUCGUUGAUGCCUGCUCUCAUGUGGCGAGAACUAUCUCCUGCAGAGAGGCGGAUGAUGGGUGCAAAAAGCACAUGGAGAGACUGCUCAAUAUUUGGCAGGAGCGUGGUGUAUACAGAGCAGACUUCAUUCAGCAGCUCAAACUGGCCAUUGAGGAUUCCAACAGCCCCAAACCUAAGACAGAGGAAAAAAAAGCCAUCAAACGUUCAUACCAGAAAAUUCAGGAGGAGGAAGAGGAAGAGGAAGAUGAUGACUACAGGGGACACUAUUCUCCACGGGACUCUGAUGCCUCAACUCCCCUGCUGACCGAGGAGUUGGUCAAAGCCCUGCAGGAUCUAGAGAAUGCAGCCUCUGGUGAUGCCGCUGUCCGCCAGAAGAUUGCCUCGCUGCCACAGGAGGUCCAGGAUGUCUCGCUGCUGGAGAAGAUCACAGACAAGGAGGCUGCGGACAAGCUGUCCAGGACGGUGGACGAGGCCUGCCUGCUCUUGGCUGAGUACAAUGGGCGCCUGGCCGCGGAGCUGGAGGACCGGCGACAGCUGGCACGCAUGCUGACCGAGUACAUCCACAGCCAGAAGGAGGCCCUGGUCGAGAGGGAGAAGAAACUAGAGGAGUACAAGCAGAAGCUGGCCCGUGUUACACAGGUGCGCAAGGAGCUGAAAUCUCACCUGCAGAGCCUGCCAGACCUCUCCCUGCUGCCCAGCGUGACGGGGGGGCUGGCCCCGCUGCCUUCUGCCGGGGAUCUCUUCUCCACUGACUGAACAUUUCCCCCGUCCCCUUUGUUCCUGAAAUCCUGCCCCACAUUCUUAACCUGGGUGUGGGGGCAGGCAGCGCCGCCCUGAAAAACUACUGAAGUUGAUCAUGGAAGCUGCGGCAGUCUUGGGAGGCGGUGCGUUCUGAGGUUUUGGUUUUUACCUGAUUCCUGAUUCACCAGCUCCAAAAUGGGGGGGGGGGGGGGGGGUGUAGACUACGCAGGAUGACUUUAGAUUUUAUUCAUUUUACUUUUUUAUCAAUAAAAACCAAAUAUCAGUAUGUAGCAAAGUUGCCCAGAACUUUGUUCCCCAGGGCUGUAUUUUGGAUUAUGGUUAUUGGUGUGACUCGGGUUGAUUUACGAGUGAAAGCCAGGUUUUCUCAAUUGAUGCUUUAAAGCUCGUAGAUUUAUGGCAGGAAAAAAUUUCGUUUUGCUAUUCUUGCGUAAUGCGCUGUGGAAGUUACAACGGCAAGGCUUUGUAUUUGCCCAUUUUUUUUUUUCUUUUUCUUCGAAGUCUUUAGGUUGUUCUGAAGCAAGUUAAGUUUGUAAACUCAUUUGAAAAGGUAUCUUGCUUGUUUAUGAAAUGCUAAUAAGAGUCCAUUGCUGGCAUAUAAACUGAAUUGCUCCCAAGAUAUCCAAUUGUUUGAAUCGGUAAACCUGCACACAACAUUAAUUUUGCCUCUGCUUGAUACCUUUCUAAUCACUGACCUGCAUUCUGCUGUGAAAGUAUCCCCAUGAAAGUCAUUUACAAUCCUUUAUAUACUUUCCCUAUUUAUGUAAAAAUUAAAAAAAAUGGGAAAAUUC